UUCCCGCCCUUUUCCUGUGCUCUCUUCACUCCGCCCAGGGUUCCAAGCUCUCGUCAAAUCAAAUGGCUUCCUCAUCGCCGGCGCCUUCCCGCGAAAAGCGGCCAUCCGCCGCCGUCAACGGAGGGGGCGACGCCGGAGGCCCGAAACCGAUGGAACGCUCGAAGAAGACGGUGGUGCUGAGGAACAAGGGACCUGAGCUCUUCGAGGUGGAGGAGGCGGCGGCCAGGCUGUCGGUGAUCCUCGGCCACCAGAUCGAUAACGGUUACGAUCCUAUCUUCGCUGACAUGCAGAGCUCGAUCCUGACGAAGAUCAUAGAGUACUGCAACAAGCACUCCCCCUCGGCGCCUUCGACCAAAGAGGAGCUCGACGAGUGGGACUCUGAGUUUGCCGGCUCCUUCGAUUUCGAAACACUUCUCCAUCUCGUCGAGGCUGCAAAUUAUCUCAGCAUUAAAGGAUUGUUUGAUUUGGUCUGUAAAACCAUAGCUGGUAAGAUAGAGGACAAAUCUGUUGAUGUAAUUCGCACCAUGUUCAACAUUAAGAAUGACUUCACACUUGAGGAAGAGAAAAAGCUUCGUGAGGAGUGCUACCUUUACAAGUAAACUGACUAUGAUUUUGCAGUGGCAUCCGGUAAAACAACCUUCAGACUCAAAUUUGUAGUGUAAUAUUGGUUGUGUUGAAAACACGGUUAAGGCUGCAGUAAGAUUUGUUGCUAUAUACAAACCACUAAGUAGGACCUGGUGUUUCUUUAAUUCAGAUUUUAGAGUUGUAUCCUGAGAUAGCAGAAUACUAUGAUUCUUGCUUUGGAGGAGUUGAAUGAAUUUAGAGAGCUACAUUGCAUGA
Asparagus officinalis (garden asparagus) is the source of this 840-nucleotide messenger RNA. Its product is annotated as SKP1-like protein 12. Lineage: Eukaryota; Viridiplantae; Streptophyta; Magnoliopsida; Asparagales; Asparagaceae. The record is from RefSeq and is a predicted model, not a curated record. Bases 63 to 599 code for a protein of 178 amino acids. Gene Ontology annotation, molecular function: cullin family protein binding. Gene Ontology annotation, biological process: SCF-dependent proteasomal ubiquitin-dependent protein catabolic process. The transcript is spliced from 3 exons. Gene Ontology annotation, cellular component: nucleus; cytoplasm.